UAAUGUUGUCUUAUAGGAUUUUUAAGAGCUUUGGGAUAAAUCAUCUGCUUUAGUUAAAAGCCUACAGGAGGGAAAAAGUUUAUUGGAAACUGUGCAGCUCCACCAGGCUGAGGUCCCAAGCCCUAAUCCUUGGGAUGGAGGAAUUGGUGGGCCUGCAGAGGAGCUGGGGGCAUGGAUGUUCCGAGCGCACAGGGAAAUCCUGUGGUACACAAAACAUCUCCACAGAAGGUCAUCAUCUCCUUUAACUCUCUUCCAUGGGGCUAGUGACCUACUUUCCUUCUCACUGUCUUGCAGCAUAGUUUGUUAGCACAUGUGGCAGAGCCUGUGCUCACCUCUACCCUGAACCUGUGAAAGGGCUGCUGUGUAUUGCUGGGUUUGGGUUUGGUGUGAUGCCCAGUAUGUGCUAUGCUGGUGAAGUCACACCUGCACCUGAAGAGCACUGAAGUCUGUUGAUGGGAACAAGAUAAAUCCUAUUCUUGGUUUCCAGCACUAUUUCUUCAGGAGUGUACAUUUUGGAGUUUUUCAGUAAGGAAGAAGCCGGUGCUCUGACUAAUUGGCAUUCCAUGACUGGCUAGAUGGUGUGCAUCCCCACAGAUAUGUAGCCUGUAGAAUUAUUAGAGCUUUCAAGGACCAGCUAUUCUGGUCUGGCUAUAACUCUUAAGCAACUAAUUGGUUUGGUCACAAUGCUCUGAGCUAUCGUAUUUGUUUUGUGCUUUCUAUAGUUUUGCUUUUAACAUUUCAAAAAAUGGUCUAUAAAAGAUGCAAGAAAAACAAGUUUGUGUGUCUCAAAAUGCGUCCUCUUCUUGCUAAUAGUGGCUUUUAUUAUUAUGAAAAGUGAAGGAGGAAAACAUUUUUCUGGACAUCUUAAAAGUAGCUUGUGGAGGUGACAAAAAUGCUUUGUGUGAGGCAUAUUUGUGCAUUUGCACUGAGACGUUGCCAGUUUCGAACUCUGAGUAGUGACACGUUGCUGAGACAGUUAAAUAGCUGCACAACUGAAGAUCAGGUCUUUGAUCUUGUUGGAAAGAACAAAGCCAGACUAUCUGAAAAACACGUUGGAACUGCAAUUAGUCAACUGUGGAACUUUCAAAAGGACAAGUCCCGUCUGUUGAGGAAUAUCGACUAUGUAAAAAACCAUUCCCAGUUUCUUACUCUUUGCAUUUUAGCUGAAAACAAGAUAGAAUUUAUGGAUGAUGAUCUCUUGGUGGAUACGCUGUACAGUGUAUUGAGGUUCACUGUUGAGGCCCAUGAUUCUCUGGUAGAAGAGCUGGUUGUGGAAGCAUGGAGAAGAUUAGAAAGGUUUAGUCUGCCAACUCUGUCUAGGUUUGCAGUGUGUCUAAAUGAACAACAGAUAUACUCUACCCCUCUAAUUGGCAAAAUAGCUGAUAUUGUGAAAAUGAACUUGGAUUCUAUACAGGACAUAAGGGUCCUGUUGGUUUUGAUGGUCAGUAUAUCUGGUGUCAUCUCACAGAGUUUUCAAGAACAAUUAAUACAAAAGGCUGAACUUCUGUUGGAAACAGAGAAUUGCUUCCAUUUCAACCAUGCCAGAAGGAUGGUGCAGUUUCUUCGAAAUGUCAGACUAACUCACCGUCCGUUGCUGGAAAAAUGCAAUAAGAUUUUCCUUAAGAAUCUCAGUCAGCUUGAUCUAGAGAGCAUCAGUCAUAUCCUUACACUAUACCAGACUCUACAGUUUAACAACACUGAAUUCCGAUUAGUCAUUAAACAGAAGCUGACUGAAACUAUUGAUGAUUGUAUCAAUCCUGUGAGUUUCACAAAAUUAUUUGCUGCUCUAGGGCCUCUGGCAGGACCAGAGGUAAGAGAACGGUUAAUAGCAACUGCACUACUAAUGGCGGAAGAAUUUAACUGUAACGAAGCGUUGGUAGUAGUGGAAACAAUGGAAAAAAUGGAAUGUAGAAAUUCACAUCUGAUUCAAAAAAUUGCUUCUCUUCUACAUAAGUACUUGGAUAAGUACAAGCCCCUAGAGUUGGCAAAAAUAACGCAAGCCUUGCUGCUGCUGCAUUACUAUAAUGCAGAGCUUUACACCAAAUUAAGAGGAUUGGUAGUUGGCUACUUACAAGUUAAUGUUGUACCCCGUGACAUUUCUAUGCUAAUUCGUGUUCUGUCCAUGCUUCCUUCUUCUCAAGUGGAUGAAGUAGUGAUUAACAGAGUUGAUGCAGUUUUGUCUCAGUGCAACUUAAAUGAUUUGAAUAGCUUUGCUACAGCUCUUGUCAGAUGGGUUCGUCGUGAUCAGUCACGUCAUCAAAGCACUUCUGGACCAAGUGCAAAGCUUCUGCAAAAAUUAAGUAACUACGGAUAUCAGAGGCUUCAAAAAGCCAGUGACUUGGAUCUGUUGCUGGAAGAACGUAGAUAUAUAUCUGGAGAAUGGUUUGAAGAAAUACUUGUUGAAGAAACAGUGAAUGCUUGUCAGCGCUUGAUGGACCAAAUUACAUGGAUGAAUGUACAAGAAUUUUCAACUUUUCUCCUCAAAACAAACUACCGCUGUACUCCAUUACUUGAUAGAAUAGCUUCUGUGGCAGUUCAACAUAUAAACAAGAUCCAUCCUUCUGGAAUGUAUGCUAUUCUCCGCCCCUUCACUGUUCUGAAUUAUGAUCCUCCUCAAAGUGAAGAGUUCUUUGAGUUUUGCAUCCAACAUUGUAGCUCUCACUUAGAUUGUUUUGAGCCUCACAUCCUAGUGCUGCUUGGUUAUUCCUUGGCUGUUGCUGAGUAUUUUCCUCCAGCCCUGAUCAACGCAAUAUUUAAUGUUGAUUUCCUAGCCAAACUGGAUGCCCAGCUUGAAAUCCUGACAGAUAACUUGAAUUGGAAGGUCCGGUUACGCCUGAUGGAAUUGAACAGAGCUGUGUGUCUGGAAUGCCCUGAGUUUCAGAUCCCUUGGUUUCAUGAGCGCUAUUGUCAGCAGAUGCAGCGUAAAGGCAAUCGCAGCACAAAUACAGCGCAACAGCAGAUUCGUAGAAUGCUGGGGGAGAUCUUGGGAGGAAGCCAGUAUGCAAAAGUAUCUGUUCUCACGCCUUACUACUAUGGAAUAGAUUUUGAAUUCAUUCUGGAUAAAAACAAAAAGCCUCUUCCCUAUAUGGAUCAGAGUAUAGUUUUGGCUGACUUAGUGCAGUGGGGACCAGACAUCCAGCUCCUGGGGAAGAAGGGGCUUCCACCGGGAGCACAGAGAAUUGCUGUGGAGUUUCUGGAUUCUAAAGCUUUUUGCAAAAAUUCAUGUCAGCUCAAUGGAGAAAUUGCAAUGAAAAAAAGACACCUGGAAAUUUUGGGGUACCAGGUGGUUCAGAUUCCUCACUUUGAAUGGAAUUCCAUGGAGCUGUCAUCAAAAGAUGCAUGGAUGGAGUAUCUGAAAAAGAGUAUAUUUGAAACAAAGUAAUAUAGAAGAGACAAUCCAUGAAUGUAUAUUUUCAUAUAAACAUUUAACUUGAUCAUGUAACAUUAAAUAUUUUUUAACCUUAA
Messenger RNA from Malaclemys terrapin pileata, 3465 nucleotides. RefSeq names its product FAST kinase domains 1 (gene FASTKD1). NCBI's taxonomy places the organism in Eukaryota, Metazoa, Chordata, Testudines, Emydidae. The record is from RefSeq and is a predicted model, not a curated record. Gene Ontology annotation, biological process: mitochondrial RNA processing; regulation of mitochondrial mRNA stability. The coding region runs from base 893 to 3382 and encodes 829 amino acids. Gene Ontology annotation, cellular component: ribonucleoprotein granule; mitochondrial matrix. The transcript is spliced from 16 exons. Gene Ontology annotation, molecular function: RNA binding.